Molecule: messenger RNA, 390 nt
Organism: Stylonychia lemnae
Lineage: Eukaryota; Ciliophora; Spirotrichea; Sporadotrichida; Oxytrichidae
Source: the annotation of a GenBank genome assembly
AUGCCCCUUUUACCUAUGACAGAAGAUUCUUCUCAACUAGUACUGAAUUCAGAAAAUUCAUUAUCCCUGAGAAUUACCUAGAAAUCAAUCAUUCUAGAUCCAGUGGUCCCGGAGGAUGAUGUCAAGGAACGUUUAAAGCAGUAGAGGCCUUAGAAUCUCAAUAAGGAGGGAGAUUUCAUAUGCAUAAGUCAAGAGCAUAGAACCUAGGAAUAAAACUAUAAAGAUGCACUACAUAAAAUGCAAGAAUAUAUUAACACAGCCUCAAUCAUUCCAAAGGAGAGAGUUUAUAAGGAAUUUAAGGAAUCAGAAACAUAGGAAUUUAGAAGAAUUGACUACAAGCGCAAACGUAGUGAUGUCAAAAGCAAUAGAGGUUCGAAAUGGGACUUUUGA